This is a messenger RNA of Anneissia japonica, 1188 nucleotides long. RefSeq lists its product as uncharacterized. Bases 1 to 1188 code for a protein of 395 amino acids. The transcript has a single exon. The record is from RefSeq and is a predicted model, not a curated record. NCBI's taxonomy places the organism in Eukaryota, Metazoa, Echinodermata, Crinoidea, Comatulida, Comatulidae.
AUGGCGCCAAGCUACGCCAAUAUUUUUAUGGCAGACCUCGAAGAUCGUAUAUUAUCCAACUACCACCUCAAACCGACAUUCUACACCCGAUACAUCGAUGAUAUUUUUCUCAUAUGGGAAGAUGGUCUAGAUUCUCUGAAACAGUUUGAAACGUAUAUCAAUAAUAUUCACCCCAGCAUAAAGUUCACACUAGAGAUGUCUCGCACUGAGAUACCAUUUCUCGACAUCACAACGAUGCUCCAUAACGGCGAUCUAUCCACGACUAUCUACUCUAAACCAACGGAUAAUCACAAAUACUUAGACUAUUUCAGUUUUCAUCCUAUGAACUUAAAACGAUCCAUUGUUUACAGUCAAGUUCUCCGUCUCAAAAGAAUUUGCUCAGAGCCCACUGAUUAUGCAACCAGAGUAUCGUCUCUCGCAUCACAGUUCAUAAAAUGUAGAUAUCCUCUUUCCGUCAUUAAAUCGGCCAUAACUAAAGCAUCGCACCGACCAAGAACCGACCUUCUUAAAUACAAUGCCAAAUCACACUCAGAUCGCAUACCGCUCAUAUUAGACUAUAGCCCUCGUACAAGACCACUCACGAAUGCGAUUAAGACGGACUUUGAAACAUUGAAAAAAGACCCAUCCAUAAAGGCUGCUUUUCAGAACCCACCAAUAAUCGCACGUAGACAGCCACCCAACCUCAAGUCGCUUUUAACGUCUACUCAACUACCUACUACCGGUAACACACCGAAGAAGGGGAACAUGCCUUGUGGUAAAGCAAGAUGCCAACUAUGCAAUAUUAUCAACACUAAGCAAACAUUCAAAGUACCUGGCACCAACUUCAUUAUCCACCCACCCAAUGAUGACUGUUGUGCACAUAAUGUAUUAUACCUAAUUUAUUGCACCAAAUGCAAUAACGGUAAUUAUGUGGGAGAAACCGGUACUACAUUCAGAUCCAGGUUUAAUAACCAUAAAACUACCAUUAGAAAUAAGGACUCUAAUCACACUGUAUCUUUGCAUUUCAAUUCUCUUGACCAUGAUAUUAACGAUAUGCGCUUCCUUAUAAUAAGCUCCAAUUUCAAAUCCACUAAGGACAGACGGUGCGAGGAAACCAAAUGGAUUCAUCGCUUAAAAACCCAUAUUAACGGCCUCAACAAAGAUAGGGGCAUUGUUCACGACUAUGCUUUUGCGAAUAGUUCAACUUAA